AUGUUGGAUGGGGCUAGCGUCGUGAAUGGCUUUCUAGAGAAGAUCCUUCGCAAGUGCUCGCAAGAGUUGCGUGGGGUCAAUCGAAGUCAGGUGAAUAUCUACGACCCUCGCGUACCGGAGGAAGACAAGAAACCUCUACGGCUGGCAACUCCACUGGAUGGCCUUGGAGUAAAACUGGAGGAAGCUCUAAUUGUGCAAGUGGAGCUGAACGCGCCGAUCUUUGUUAACCAGAUUUAUCUGCACGGCCUGAGCACGGACUCGCCCCACCUCGAGCGCGAAGAACUUAUGGAAAGAGUGUACACGAGUUUGUGGGCGGAUAACAACCGAUUCGUCCUCUUAUCAGCGCCUUCAGCCUCGGGAAAGUCCUCGCUGUUGAUCCUGUAUGCUCAUCGGUACACCCACUUGAACUGCAUCAAAGACCAACAGCAUGUGAUCAUGCUCAACGACGCUGAAGAACAUUUCGAUGACUUGGAGUUUUGGAAUAUUCUGAUCCCCACAGAGUUGCAGUCGCUCGUGACGUUUGAGAUACGUGAUCUCUUGCUGAACGAUGAAGAAGCAAGGGAGUUUCUGGAUUUGCCACUGAUGGGCUUGCCUUAUCGAUUCAAGAAAAAACAGUUUAUCGACUUGCUGGGCAUCGGUCACGAUUCGCGCGAGGCGGCGAGUAUGCCGCACUUGCAGUGGAUGACUCUGCUGUCGUUGAGUUCUAUUGCAACGACGAAGGAGAAGUUCCACGAGGCGCCCAAGUACUCGCGCUACAAGCGCGCCACCGCCUUCUUCCUGGACUGGCUGCUGCGCGCAAGAGGCCGCGGGCGACACACUGGCAGGCGCGUGCAGCUGGAGACCUUCAGCCUCGUGGUGGAGGAGAUCGCUACUAACCCUUCGAUCCUCACCCCAAAGCUGAUGCAGGAGCUGCCCAAGGCCCUCGCCGCCUGCCAAUGCGCCAUCACGUUCCGGCAACACGUGGCGUCCUUCUUCGCAGACGGAGACGGGGGUCACCAGCACUUCCUGGAGCUGCUUCGCUCGUGGCUUAUUAACUUACAGGGGGUGGUGACGGAGCAACAACAGGCGGCAGUGCAGUCGGAGAGCUCCAAGUUUGAAAAUUAUUAUAACGUUUUGGAGGUAGACAAAGAUUAUUUCCCCGAUACCGAGACGCUGUUGAAGGACAAGGGGGCUUCUAAACGGACCAGGGAGGAGCGCGAGCGAGUGUUCAACGAGGCCUUCGCUACGGAUCUGAAGUUCGAGGUCCUGGACCUCUUUAUGAAGCUGGAGGAGCUGGUGGAAGAGGUUUUUAAAGUUUACGAGCAAGUGAAAAGUGGAGAACGCUCGAUGGUGGAGGAGACGAUCGUGGCCAAAUUGGCGAUGGAUAUGGCUAACUCCAAGGCAGCAACGCUCCAGUUGCACUACCCAGCCUUCAAGACGGCUGUGGUGAUCUCGUUACACAAUCUGGCGCUCAUUUUCCCGGAGAAUUACAGUCGCGACGUUAAUACGAGUGGUGUUGGCAAGUACGGAGAAAAGUAUCGAGAGGAGCACACGCCAAAGUACAUGCUUCUGGAUGCGAACAAGCCGGUUUUGUUCCUUGUGCAGCAGUUCCCGUUCCUGUACAAUACGAUCCGGGUACUGGACUCGCGCAAAGUCACCAUCCCCGUGGUGUUUGCUUGCCUUUGCUGGAUCAAGUCGGUAGCAGCGCUUCAAGGGAACGCCGGCCUCAGUCGUAACGUGAUAAUGUCAUUCAAGCACUCGAGGGAAUUGGUACGGAUCAUGGAGACCACGGUGGCGAAAGGAGCGCUGUUGGCUUCGAGUAAAGAGGUCCACGACAUCUUGAAGGAGUUCGCAGCCAAAAUGAAAUCGACAAGUCGUGACCAUUGUACAGCGCGUUUAAACCCGUUGAUGGCUGGUUUUAUGAUGGUGGACAACAUCUACUAUUUUCAAUAUCUCGCAAGCACCGCUGUAAUGGCGACACCUAUACUCCGUGCGUUUGGGCAUCUCUACAACGCGCUCGUGGGGCAAGAGUACCUUGACCGCAUCCCGUUUUUUGAAAAGAUUUUGGAGCUCUAUGCGUCGAUGAUUUUUACUCCCUCGCGCGCCACGGCGGUUCAUGUGGAGGAUUCUGCGUUGCUGCUGGUCCUCGAUGGACUGGCCGCGAAGCCCUUCUACUUUGACUUGGCGACUACUGGCUCGCAAGACACCAUCGCAUUGGAGCGUGCAAUGGCUGCUAUACCUCGUGUUGUGUGCUACAUGUACGGGAUCGAAUCAAGCACGGUGGGUCCAGAGAAGGAGUAA
Phytophthora sojae is the source of this 2280-nucleotide messenger RNA. RefSeq lists its product as hypothetical. The transcript is spliced from 8 exons. The coding region runs from base 1 to 2280 and encodes 759 amino acids. NCBI's taxonomy places the organism in Eukaryota, Oomycota, Peronosporomycetes, Peronosporales, Peronosporaceae. The record is from RefSeq and is a predicted model, not a curated record.